UCGGACUUGUUAUUGCGUCGCAGCGCGACCCGGAAGCAAUUGGAGAAAGCCAAUCCGAAUGAAUGGAUGUUGACGUCUACACGGAGAUUUUUUUUUUGGUUCCAGAAGUGACGUCGGGUGUCGCUUUCCCCCAAAGACGGCAUUGUUUUGAGCUUCCUUUCCACAUUGUGAUGUCCGGGAUGCGACGGCCACGAGGAUGUUUUCCUGGCCUGAAAUUGCAAUUGUUUUAAUUGGCAAAAAGACAAGGAAAGCAACGUAAACAGAGAUUUCACGGUCAAGACUCGCGCGAAGGAUUGACAUUUUUCCAGCAUCUACCUCGGAACGGCGGCCGCGACGUCCGCGCCCGUUUCACUCUCGACGGCAUCCGAAAGGCAACGUAGGCGAGUUUUUGGUGCGCACGCACCACCGUAUCUCCGCCAUUCGCCGGCUCGUGAAAAGGACGCGUUGAGGAGGCGCCGCGAUGAGGCUGAAGCUGAAAACGGUCUUUGUGCUCUACUUCCUGGUCUCUCUGCUGGGGCUCAUCUACGCGCUGAUGCAGCUGGGUCAACGCUGCGACUGCACGGAGCACGACGCCCCCAAGGAGCGGACCAUAUCUCGACUGCGGGGGGAGCUGCGCCGGCUUCGGGAGCGAGCGAAGAAGUCGGAGGUCGCCGGGCAGCCUCAAAUCGAGUCGUCGCCGCCGCCCACCAUCUUCGUCAUCACGCCGACAUACGCCAGGCUGGUGCAAAAGGCCGAGCUGACCCGCUUGUCCCAGACCUUCCUCCACGUGCCUCGGCUCCACUGGAUCGUCGUGGAGGACUCCCAGACCAAGACGCCGCUGGUGGGGCAACUCUUGGCCCAGUCCGGCCUGUCCUACACGCAUCUGCACGUGGCCACCGCCAGGGAGCGCAAAUUGCAGGAGGGGGAUCCGAGCUGGCUCAAGCCUCGCGGCGUGGAGCAGAGGAACGAGGGCCUGCGCUGGCUCCGAGAGGACCGGGGGGCUCCCGGGGACCGGCGCGGCGGCCAAUCCGGGGUGGUCUACUUCGCCGACGACGACAACACGUACAGCCUGCGGCUGUUCGAAGAGAUGAGGAGCACGCGGCGAGUGUCCGUGUGGCCCGUGGGGCUGGUCGGCGGGAUGAAGUACGAGAAGCCCGUGGUGGAAGGAGGAAAGGUGGUCCGCUUUCACGUGGGCUGGCGUCCCGGUCGUCCCUUCCCCUUGGACAUGGCCGGCUUCGCCGUGUCCCUGGAGCUGCUCCUGGCCAAUCCCGACUCUCGUUUCGACGGCGACGCGCCGACGGGCUUCCUGGAGAGCAGCCUCCUGCAGGGCCUGGUCACCGCUGACCAGCUGGAGCCCAAAGCGGACAACUGUUCCAAAGUGCUGGUGUGGCACACGCGCACCGAGAAGCCCAAGAUGAAGCGCGAAGACGCCCUGCAGGCCCAGGGACUGGGCUCGGACCCGGCUGUGGAGGUCUGACGAGCGGACACAGUAGGGACGUCGUCUUUGUAUGAAAACAAAGUUUUGUCAGGACUCCCGGCGGCCCUCCGGUUGAAAACUCAUGCAUGGCACAUUGUUUUUUUUUUUGUAACGUAAUUUUUGCACGAUAGCCUCACAGAUGCCUUUUUAAGUCGAACAUUUGAAAUCCACCUAGAUUAACAACGAGGAUAAAUUCAUAAACGACGACUCCCCCGAGCCUCGUUUCACGUUCAGUCCAUCCGGCGCAGUAGUUUGAUUGCGACGAGCGGGACGGCGCGGUGCGUAUAAAGUGUUAUUAUUUAUUUAUCGCUGUAGUAUUUGUUCCUCGCGUUGUAUAAAUGUGACACUGACCCCAAAAAAACAAAACAAAACAAGGUUAAACGUUGCUGUUGUCAUUGUUUGUUGAUUAAACGUGAUCACGCGACCUGUACCGGGACAAUUGUUUUGAUGGGAUCGGGGCGGAGUUACGAAACGGACGAGCGGCGGCGGCAACUUUUCCGAGGUGAGGUACACCGACGUACUCGAUGGUUAAACUCUGAAGAAUUGUUGAGCCUUGAAUAGAUAGUAAUCACGGUAAACUCAAAUAUGUAAAGUGUGUGUUGCCUUUGAUUUAUUUUCCUUUUUGUCGACGCGCGUUGCGGUCAGCACGACUGCCUCAUCAUCGUCACCAUCAUCAUCGUCACCGCCGUGGAACCCGGAACCCUCUGUCUGCUUGGCGGUCGCCACGGAAACCUGCUCUUCACAUCAAUGCCGUCCGUACAAAAAGCGUAACACGGGAGACGCCCGCAGAGAUUGAGUCGGAACCACGACGACCGGCAAGGACUGGAGGAGAAGUUCCGAGCGCCGAAGUUUCUGGACAAACGCGGCGGUUUCUACGACCGCCCGGACGAUCCGGAAAAGCGCGCCUCCGGAGGACUGGUCGCAGGCGGACGACGGCGAGACGCUUCUACGCCGGCGCCCCGACGGAGGGUGGAUGAGGAGGAGAAGCUCCAGGAGCCAGCAGAAGCCCGAAAACGACGCGGCCCCCGACCGGGGGGACUCGCUGGCGGACGCUGAGGACCAGGUGCUGAUCCGAGACAAAAAGAGGAUGAAGAGGGGCCGGGAGGAAGUCGCGAACGCGGUGAAGACGAAUGCGGUGAAAACGUAUCGCAAGGCCGCGGACGGAGCUUUUCGUCGAGGGUGGGAGGCGUUCGUGGCCAACGUCUUCGGCGUCACCCUCUCGCCCGUCGACCCGUCCAAACAGCGACGGCGGCGCCGCCUGAGUUUGGGUGGAAUUAUCGAACGCCCGAACGGAAGUAUUCCCUCUGAUUGGACGACGUUUACCGUGACCGUACUAAUUGUUGUAGUUUAAAUAUUCCACCGGCUUCGCUCUUUUGAGCUUUCUUUUCAGGCUUAGCGCGAUGAAAACGUGAAUCGCGUGUUGACGUGUUACCUUUUAAAUAAGCAAUGACUGAUGAGUGGAUGUUUUGAAUCUAUUUAAUGCGUUAUGUAGGUCAUUUGAAAUUUGGUGAGUGAUAUUUUUGUGAAAUAUUGUAACAUAUAUUUAAAAACUCUGUGAGUUAUACUGCGUCUUGUGUAUUAUUUGAGCUUGGGUAAAAAGAAAAGCAAAUAAAGUGAAAAUAGUGAAUGAAAA
Messenger RNA from Syngnathoides biaculeatus (alligator pipefish), 3089 nucleotides. It is a transcript of the gene b3gat3, whose product is annotated as beta-1,3-glucuronyltransferase 3 (glucuronosyltransferase I). Lineage: Eukaryota; Metazoa; Chordata; Actinopteri; Syngnathiformes; Syngnathidae. The transcript is spliced from 11 exons. Gene Ontology annotation, biological process: chondroitin sulfate proteoglycan biosynthetic process; carbohydrate metabolic process. Gene Ontology annotation, molecular function: galactosylgalactosylxylosylprotein 3-beta-glucuronosyltransferase activity. Gene Ontology annotation, cellular component: Golgi membrane. The coding region runs from base 461 to 1456 and encodes 331 amino acids. The record is from RefSeq and is a predicted model, not a curated record.